Molecule: messenger RNA, 570 nt
Organism: Lactuca sativa (garden lettuce)
Lineage: Eukaryota; Viridiplantae; Streptophyta; Magnoliopsida; Asterales; Asteraceae
Source: RefSeq, a predicted model, not a curated record
AUGCUUCGUUCCAUUGAAGAGGCUGAUAAGCCAGCCAAGAGGGGUAAGAAGCCUGAAACGCAGAAGGAGGGACCGAAGAAGCCCGCUAGGAGACUUAUUCUUCAAUCCUCCAGUGAUUCGGAUUCAGAAUAUGUUCCUCCUACGCAGAAGAACGCAGUUCCUUCAGAAUCUGAGAGCGAAAGCUCUGAUGAAGGGGCUUCGGGCCGAGGGGAUACUCCACCUCGCUCCCCUACUCCAGAAAUUCCGGUUGGUUCUUUUCCUCCUUCACCUCCAUCUGUUACCAUUCCAGCUUCUCAACCUCCUAUCUCUCCAAUAACCACCUCUCAACCCUUCACUACAAUUCCUAUUCCCACUCCCAUUUUCACAGACACAACUUCUACCACCACUACACGACAUACCUUCACUGUUCCCAAACCACCUGUAACCGAACCUACUGUUACAACCGAACCCCCAGUAACAACCGAACCUCCUGUAACAACCGAACCCCCACCUUCUUCAAAACCCUUGUCUCCAACACCUUCUAAAGAAAUAACCCCUAUUUUGGGCGGUGAGGAUGAUGACGAUGAGUGA